CGUAGGCGAAGCCCAGCAAGCUGCCUUGGAUUUGCGGGUGCUGCCGUGUUGUGAUCAGAAUUCUUGCAGCUAUGGCGGCUCUUGCACCACACCACUCGUGGCUGUGCCAAGACCAACGACGGGGCUCCAGCAUUCCUGAUCGAAAGCCCAAUUCGUCGAUGAUAUGUGAAGUUUCAUCUUCAGAGCGGCGUCGGGUGGGCUUCAACAGGGGAACACUGGUAGCGAGCAGUCGGAGUCUCCGGAGGAGAUCGAAUUCUCAUUCCGUGGUCGCUCUUGCUGCAUCCGGAAGCAAUGGAGAGAUGUCUGAAUUGGACACGGUGCUUGCGGAGUUCAUGAAGCAUGUGGAUUCUACUCAACAAAUGUGGCCAUUGGAGGGACGUAAACCCACAGCUCUCAUGCCCCCGACCACUGUUGUUAGAGUUCAGAUGGAUGCAUUGAUGCGCAACGAUUGGCCCGAAGAAGAUAGUGGCAUCAAAACAGCUUUUGCUUUUGCAAUGCCCGCCAGAGUGGAGGAGAUACUUUCUGGCAAGGCAAGGGGUUCAACGAGUUCUGCCAGAGCUUGGAAUGCUGCAGUAAGAUAUUUAACUCUCGAGGAAUUUGGAAAUGUUGUCCGCGACCCCAUGUAUUCACCUCUGCUGAACUUCUCAGAAUGGGAGAUGGUAUCGCCGAUGGUGUUUCAUGGGCCAGGAGAUAAAAGAGGUCUACAAGCAGUGCAAGUGACUUACCACACAGAAAACGGGGACGAAAUGAAAAGGAUCUAUACUUUUUGUUUAGAGAAGGUACUAGCUGGCGCGUACAAAGAUUGUUGGAUGGUUGUAGGUCUUAGAGUAGGUGAUUAUGCCAACGUCUAGUUAAUAGUUUUUCUACCUUGAACGGGACAUUUCUUUCAGAGCUUCAAGUUAGGAUCAAUCUCCUGGUGUAUGUAACAACAAUUUUGACUGAGACUGAAACGAAGAGUUGCAACUCAUUAAAUUGCCUGAAA
Messenger RNA from Physcomitrium patens, 982 nucleotides. RefSeq lists its product as uncharacterized. The record is from RefSeq and is a predicted model, not a curated record. NCBI's taxonomy places the organism in Eukaryota, Viridiplantae, Streptophyta, Bryopsida, Funariales, Funariaceae.